Talaromyces rugulosus is the source of this 3711-nucleotide messenger RNA. RefSeq lists its product as uncharacterized. Gene Ontology annotation, cellular component: nucleus. The record is from RefSeq and is a predicted model, not a curated record. Gene Ontology annotation, molecular function: heme binding; ATP binding; monooxygenase activity. Lineage: Eukaryota; Fungi; Ascomycota; Eurotiomycetes; Eurotiales; Trichocomaceae. The transcript has 11 exons. Bases 1 to 3711 code for a protein of 1236 amino acids. Gene Ontology annotation, biological process: protein phosphorylation; mitotic DNA damage checkpoint signaling.
AUGGCACCCCAGAACGAGAAGAGCUCGUUGAAACGUGGGAGAGUGAGCUUGGAUAGCCAGGCACAGGACCCCAAGAAGCCGCGACGACGAUCACAACGUAUCUCUUCACAAGUCACUGCAAACAUCGGAGCGACGCCCGUCGAGAAGACCUACCUUCCAACCCCAUUGACGCACCACAACUCGACCGCUACAGAUCUCCAUAAAGACUUGACUGCGACCCCCGAGGGACGCCAUACUCCUGCAUCUGAAGUCUUCUCAUCUCCCCCGGGAGACACACAGGCGCUUUCCCAAUUCGUCUAUCCUCCUCGUGCAUUUGCUGAUGAUGUGGAGGAUGAGGCUAGCGAGGGCGUUUGGGGCUAUUUAAUCCCCCUCGACGCUCAAUCCAGCAAGCCGUUAGUUCUAAAGAAGAGAAACAAUUGUGAAACAAGCCCAUGCACCAAACCAGCUGCGCCGAAAACAGCCACGCCAAACAAGAGUACCAAAUCGCAGUCGAAACCACUCAAGAAGCCUGAGGGCAAAGACUCUCCAGCAUUGCCUCCGAGCGGAUAUCUGAUUGGCCGACACCCAGAAUGCGAUCUUAUUCUCGAUAUCCCAACUAUCUCAAAUCGCCACUGCUUAAUCUUUAAUGAAGCUAGAGACGGCGACAUCGUGGCUGUGCUCGAGGACCUCUCCAGCAAUGGAACCUUCGUCAACGACGCCAUCCUAGGUCGCAACAAACACCGAGAACUCGAAGAUGGCGACGAGGUCACGAUUCUCGACGAGGCUAGAUUUGUGUUUCGUUAUCCUCGGACGAGAGACACCAAUGGUUUCCGCCAGCAGUACAAAAUGCUUCAACAACUCGGCAAAGGCCAUUUUGCCACUGUGUAUCUUUGCGUUGAGCGAGCAACUGGUACAAAAUAUGCUGUCAAGGUCUUUGAACGACGCCAUAGUGAAUCUCAGAAAUCCCAAGCGGAUACCCUUCAACAAGAGAUUGCCUUGUUGAUGAGCGUUAAUCAUCCGAAUGUCUUGUGUCUAAAAGAUACCUUUGAUGAACGGGACGGGGCAUACUUGGUUUUGGAGCUGGCACCUGAAGGUGAACUCUUUAACUACAUUGUUUCUAACCAAAAGCUAUCCGAGAGCGACACCCGAAAGGUAUUUGUUCAAUUGUUCGAGGGGCUAAAAUAUCUGCAUGACCGGGGCGUUGUGCACCGUGACAUAAAGCCUGAAAAUAUCCUUUUAGCGGACAAGGGAUUGACUGUGAAACUAGCGGAUUUUGGACUUGCCAAAAUCAUUGGUGAGGAUUCGUUCACUACUACAUUGUGUGGGACUCCGAGCUAUGUCGCACCUGAGAUUUUGGACGAGUCUCGGCAUCGGCGUUACACAAAGGCUGUGGACAUCUGGUCCUUGGGUGUGGUUCUUUAUAUUUGCCUCUGCGGAUUUCCGCCCUUUUCAGACGAGCUAUAUACGCCAGAAAGCCCCUACAGCCUGGCACAGCAGAUUAAGAUGGGCCGCUUUGAUUACCCAUCACCUUACUGGGACUCUGUUGGAGAUAUCGCUUUAGAUCUGAUUGAUCGGAUGCUGACAGUCAACGUCGACAAGCGAAUUACAGUGGAUGAAUGCCUGGAGCAUCCUUGGCUUACUGGCAAAUACCCAAGCGUCAAUGAUAGCACGGACGGUUUGACCGGUGCGAUGGACAACCUGGACUUCUCCAAACGUAAAAUUGAACGGGAGCGCACAUUACUUAGUUCCGUCAAUGAUGUCGAAGUCGGCACGAUUGUGGAAGACGAAGAUUCACAGGUCAAAGUUUUCCGGAAGAAUGCUGCAGGGAAGCGCGUCCACAAUCACGCCGGCCAGGCGAAAAAACGUCGCGAGCCCUCUCCUGCUGCUCAUCGGCCUGCCGCUGAGUUUGUCAACAUGGGUGGCCGUGGAGAUCCUGUUUUGUUUGAAGAAGACCCGGAUAGUCGUUAUCCUCAACAGCCUAGUCCCGCCAACGCUAAGGCCAAAAGCGGACUAGCCGCGUUUCCACCCAGGAGGCGACCACGAUUUCUUGCAAUCGCUCGACACCCUCGCUCCCUCGCUCCCUCGGUUUAUGAAGCCUCAACGCUGACCGAUUGCUUCCCUGAUCUCUUCCCCUCGUGUGUCUAUCGAUCACUUCUCUGCAUCAUGGGGCUUUUCGCCGCCAUUCUCGAUCGUUUCUGCGAGCAAUGCUCCACGCAAUCUGUCUUCGUUGUCGCCGGGCUGGGUUUCCUGACUCUGAUUGUGCUGUCGGUCUUGACCAACGUCCUGGUCCAGCUGUUGUUCAAGAAUCCAAAUGAGCCUCCCGUUGUCUUCCACUGGUUCCCCUUCAUUGGCAGCACCGUCACCUAUGGUAUCGACCCUUACAAGUUUUUCUUCAAUGCCCGCAAGAAGUAUGGCGAUAUUUUCACCUUUAUUCUGCUGGGAAAGAAAACCACGGUGUUUUUGGGUACCAAGGGCAACGACUUUAUCCUAAAUGCGAAGCUGCGUGACGUGUGCGCCGAAGAGGUCUACUCUCCGUUGACUACACCUGUCUUUGGCAAGCACGUCGUAUACGACUGCCCCAACGCCAAAUUGAUGGAGCAAAAAAAGUUCGUCAAAUUCGGACUCACCUCAGAUGCUCUCCGGUCCUACGUUCAACUCAUCACAAAGGAAGUUAAUGAUUUCGUGAAGUCCUCUAGCGCUCUCCAGAGCCAACAGGGUGCCCUGGACGUGUGCAAGACCAUGGCAGAAAUUACUAUUUACACUGCUUCCCGAUCUCUACAAGGAAAGGAGGUGCGAGACAGGUUUGAUUCGACCUUUGCCGACCUUUACCACGAUCUCGACAUGGGAUUCGCUCCCAUCAACUUCAUGCUUCCGUGGGCACCACUUCCGCACAACCGUAAGCGUGACCGCGCCCAGCAGAAGAUGGCUGAGACAUACAUGGAAAUCAUCAAGGCGCGUCGCGAGGCCGGAGGACAGAAGGACUCUGAAGACAUGGUUUGGAAUUUGAUGUCCUGUGUCUACAAAAACGGUACACAAGUUCCCGAUGUCGAGGUCGCUCACAUGAUGAUUGCCCUCCUCAUGGCCGGUCAACACUCAUCGUCCUCUACCAUCUCAUGGAUCGUCCUUCGUCUGGCCUCACGCCCUGACAUCACCGAACAAUUGUACCAGGAACAGCUCAAGGUGCUAGGAUCUGACCUUCCUCCAAUCACCUUUGAGGACUUGCAGAAACUGGAGCUACAGGCAAGUGUGAUUAAAGAGACCCUUCGUUUGCACGCCCCCAUUCAUUCCAUCAUCCGUGCUGUGAAAAACCCAAUGCCCGUGGAAGGGACUGGCUAUGUCAUUCCUACCACUCACAACGUUCUUUCGUCGCCCGGUGUAACUGCUCGAUCGCCCGAGCAUUUCCCUAACCCUCUGGAAUGGGACCCUCAUCGCUGGGACGAUGUCAAGAACACAGAAGAUGAUGAGCAGGUUGACUAUGGUUAUGGUUUGACUAGCAAGGGUGCAGGAAGCCCCUACCUUCCCUUUGGUGCUGGACGUCAUCGCUGCAUCGGUGAGCAAUUUGCCUAUGUGCAACUGGGCGCCAUCACCGCUGCAUUGGUGAGACAGUUCAAGUUCCGAAAUGCGCCCGGCGUCGACAAAAUCCCAGAGACCGACUACUCUUCCCUUUUCUCAAAACCUUGGGCCAACUCAAUCAUCGAGUACGAAAGACGUAACCCAGCCACUAAAGCUUAA